Messenger RNA from Perca fluviatilis (European perch), 3309 nucleotides. RefSeq names its product TAO kinase 2a (gene taok2a). Gene Ontology annotation, molecular function: protein kinase activity; ATP binding. The record is from RefSeq and is a predicted model, not a curated record. Lineage: Eukaryota; Metazoa; Chordata; Actinopteri; Perciformes; Percidae. Gene Ontology annotation, biological process: protein phosphorylation.
CUGGCCAUGCCCUCGAGUGCACGGUCGGGCAGCAUCAAAGACCCCGAGGUGGCUGACCUUUUCUGCAAAGAUGACCCGGAGAAGCUGUUCGCCGACCUCCGUGAGAUCGGCCACGGCAGCUUCGGAGCCGUUUACUUUGCCCGAGAUGUGCGCAACAAUGAGGUGGUGGCCAUUAAGAAAAUGUCGUACAGCGGCAAGCAGACAAACGAGAAAUGGCAGGACAUCAUUAAGGAGGUGAAGUUCCUGCAGAAACUUCGCCACCCGAACACCAUCGAGUACCGGGGCUGUUACCUGAAGGAGCACACAGCAUGGCUGGUGAUGGAGUACUGCCUGGGCUCGGCCUCGGACCUCCUCGAAGUUCACAAAAAGCCGCUCCAGGAAAUAGAAAUAGCUGCUAUUACCCACGGUGCACUGCAGGGAUUAGCGUAUCUUCACUCUCACAACAUGAUUCACAGGGACGUGAAAGCAGGAAACAUCCUGCUGACUGAGCCCGGUCAGGUCAAACUGGGGGACUUUGGCUCUGCCUCCAUCGUGGCUCCGGCCAACUCCUUCGUUGGGACUCCCUACUGGAUGGCUCCAGAGGUGAUCCUGGCGAUGGACGAGGGCCAGUAUGACGGCAAGGUGGACGUCUGGUCGCUGGGCAUCACCUCCAUCGAGCUGGCGGAGAGGAAGCCCCCGCUCUUCAACAUGAACGCUAUGAGUGCCUUAUAUCACAUCGCUCAGAAUGAAAGCCCCAUCCUCCAGUCCAACCACUGGUCUGAUUCCUUCCGCAACUUUGUUGACUCUUGCCUACAGAAGAUUCCCCAGGACCGACCUACCUCGGACGUCCUGCUCAACCAUCGGUUCUUGUGCCGUGAGCGUCCGCUGACGGUGGUGAUGGACCUGAUCGCCCGGACCAAGGACGCAGUGAGAGAGCUGGACAACCUGCAGUACCGCAAGAUGAAGAAGAUCCUCUUCCAGGAGACGCAGCAGAACGGCCCAGUGUCCGAGGGAGGGGAGGAAGAGGAGGAGGUGGAGCAGUACCUGAUGCGGACAGGCACAGUGAACAGCAUGGAGAGCUCCCAGUCGGUGCCCAGUAUGUCCAUCUCAGCCAGUUCUCAGAGCAGCUCGGUCAACAGUCUGGCCGACGCGUCCGAUGACAGCAGCAGCGAGAUGGCCAUGAUGCAGGAGGGCGAGCACACCGUCACCUCCAACAGCUCCAUCAUCCACCGACCCACGGGUCAGGAUAACAUCUACGAUGACCCGUACCAGCCGGAGAUGGACCAGCCUCAGGCUCCCUCGGCUGGACGCCGCCGAGCCUACUACCGCAACCGGGACCACUUUGCCACCAUCCGGACCGCCUCCUUGGUGACCCGUCAGAUCCAGGAACACGAGCAGGGCUCGGCGCUGCGGGAGCAGAUGUCCGGCUACAAGCGUAUGCGGCGGCAGCACCAGAAGCAGCUGAUGGGGCUGGAGAACAAGCUGAAGGCGGAGAUGGACGAGCACCAGCUGAAGCUGGACAAAGAGCUGGAGAAUCAGAGGAACAGCUUCUCCACCGAGGCCGACAAGCUGGCCAAGAAGCACCAGGCUAUCCUGGAGAAAGAGACGAAAGCCGCUCUGGCAGAAGAGAAGAAGUUCCAGCAGCACAUACUGGGCCAGCAGAAGAAAGAACUGACCAGUUUACUGGAGUCCCAGAAACGCCAGUACCGCCAGCGCAAGGAUCAGCUUAAAGAGGAGCUGAACGAGAACCAGUCGACUCCGAAGCGGGAGAAGCAGGAGUGGCUGAUCCGUCAGAAGGAGUGUCUGCAGCAGAUGCAGGCGGAGGAGGAGGCCAGCCUGCUGCGGAGGCAGCGGCAGUACUACGAGCUGCAGUGCCGCCAGUACAAGAGGAAGAUGCUGCUGGCUCGCCACAACCUGGAGCAGGACCUGCUCAGAGAGGACCUGAACAAGAAGCAGACCCAGAAGGAUCUGGAGUGCGCCAUGCUGCUGCGGCACCACGAGUCCACCCAGGAGCUGGAGUUCAGGCAGCUGGGCUCGGUGCAGCGGACCCGGGCCGACCUGAUCCGAACGCAACACCAGACCGAGCUGACCAACCAGAUGGAGUACAACAAGCGCCGUGAGCAAGAGCUGCGACAGAAACACACCAUUGAGGUCCGUCAGCAGCCCAAGAGCCUCAAGUCCAAAGAGCUGCAGAUCAAGCGUCAGUUCCAGGAGACCUGUAAGAUCCAGACGCGUCAGUACAAAGCCCUGAGGAACCACCUGCUGGAGAGCACUCCCAAAUCCGACCACAAGGCCGUCCUUAAACGCCUCAAAGAGGAGCAAACACGUAAGCUGGCCAUCCUGGCUGAGCAGUACGACCACUCCAUCAACGACAUGCUGUCCACACAGGCUGUGAGUAAGCUGCGUCUGGACGAGACCCAGGAGGCAGAGUACCAGGUGCUGAGGAUGCAGCUGCAGCAAGAGCUAGAGCUGCUGAACGCCUACCAGAGCAAGAUCAAGAUCCACACCGACACGCAGCACGAGCGCGAGGUGAAGGACCUGGAGCAGCGGGUGUCCAUCCGCCGGGCGCUGCUGGAGCAACGGAUCGAGGAGGAGAUGCUCUCGCUGCAGAACGAGCGUUCGGAGCGGAUCCGGACCCUGCUGGAGCGCCAGGCCCACGAGAUCGAGGCCUUCGACUCGGAGAGCAUGCGGCUCGGCUUCAGCAACAUGGCGCUGAGCGGCAUCCCGGCCGAGGCCUUCAGCCAGGGCUACCCGACGCCCAGCCCGUCCUCGGGCUCCGCCGGCUGGCCGUCCCGGCCCGUGCCGCGGUCCGGCAGCCACUGGAGCCACAGCGUGCAGAACUCGGUGGCCACGCCGUCCUGGCGCACCCAGAACCACGGCGGGGGGGGGGGCUUCAGCCGCGCCGAGUCCAUCACAUCGGCACACUGCCUCGGCAGAGACGGGGAGCUGCACCAGAGCAGCCGGGGCCCCCCCUCCUCCCACUCCUCCCACUCCUCCUUUCCAUUACCACCCCCCCCCCCCCCCCCCCCCCCCCCUUCCCUGCCCCCCCCCCCCCUGGUCCAUCCCACCCACUCCACCCACCACCACCACCACCUGGCCUCCCACGCCUCCUCCCUGCCGCCUCCCCCCCCUCCUCCCCCCCUCUCCUCGUCCUCGCCGCCGUCCUCCGCCUCGUCUUCCUCCCUCGUCUCAGGGGCUCACGGCGGCCGCCCGGGCUCCGUCUGGGCCCCGCCCAGCCCUCCAGGCGCCCGCCAAGCGGGCCGGCCUCGGGGCCCCGGCCGGCAACGGCUUCAACAGGCUAUCACCUCACAUCUCAUGGAACCGCCCUGA